AUGGUUUCUGGGAGGGCUCUGAAAGCAGCAGGCUGCUCGCAAUGCCGCACAUCACUUCUGAGACUGUUCAUUACCCCUUCGGUGACUCCACUUAUCAGAUCUCCGCAUACUACCUAUGCUUCGUGGCGCACAGCUGCCAACUCCAGAGGCAUCGCUCGCCUUUAUAGUUCCUCCUCUACUCCCCCAGACCUGGACUCCAAUCGGGUUGAUUUGCAAGAUUCUCAGCUCGACAGACUUGAAGCCGCACCAGAUGACCAGCCCAUAAACGACGGCGAGCCAGCUUCAAGCCAAGCGGCUGUACCAUGGUAUCUUGAAGUUGAUCCACCAAGACACAUACCUGUCGCUGAACCACCGCCAUUGCCCGAUGUGCCUGAAGGUUCGCCGCCUAUCAUUCCUACUUUGCUGAAAUAUGCUUCCGAGGAGAUGGGCCUUGACGAUCUUUCGCUUCUGGAUUUGCGAGAGCUUGAUCCACCUCCAGCGCUUGGCCAGAACCUCUUCAUGCUUUUUGGCACAGCCCGCAGUGAGAGGCAUCUGAACGUGUCUGCCGGUCGUUUGGUCCGAUGGUUACGAGCCAAACAUCGCAUCAUUGCUGAUGCUGAUGGCUUGCUGGGCCCGAAUGAGCGCAAGACUAAGCUCAAGCGGAAAGCGAAGAAAGCAAGGCUGUUAGGGACCAUGGGUACAGACGACACCGAUGAUGGCAUCACCACCGGCUGGAUUUGUGUCAACAUGGGUACCAUCAACCGCUCGAACGUGGAGUCUGCUGUUCUUGCUGAGGACGGUCGAAUUGCUGGAUUUGGCGUACCACAAACAGGGUCGACGAUUGUCGUCCAAGUUAUGACCGAGUCACGCAGAACAGAACUGGGCCUAGAAACUUUAUGGCAGCGGACUCUAGACCGCCAGACCAAGCAAGAGCCCAACAAGGAACUUGGUAACGUCGAGUCAUCCGAGCAAAUUGAUACCGAAAGAGAUACUUUGUCCCAGGCACCAUCUCGACCUACGUCCAAUGUCCCUUCAUCCGCAUUCUCUUCCUCAGGCCAGUCCCGGUCAUUCUCGACCAGUCAAAAUCACAGGAACGAUCCUCAGCGCAUUAUUUAUGCCGAGGAAUCGCACUUAUCUCCCGAGGCUGAGGGGCCCAUUCUAGGCUCUAAACUCUACGAGCUUUUUGGACCAUCUGAAGACACUAGAUCUGUAAAUGAGUGGUGCGAUGUGUCGUCAACACAUGGUGCCUCUGCUUUAUUCAAGAAUCUAUUGCACGACGGUCCUUCCAAAGUACGAACGAUUGAGCUUCUGAAAACGAAUAUCAACAACUCAUCGGCAGACGAGGCCUUUGCGAUACUUCGGUCCGCGUCUUUCAGAAAAAUCUCUCAAAUGUCAAUGCAACACCUUCCAACAGAACAAACGUGGUCACUCCGCUUAAGCAUUGAGUCUAAAGCCCGUCAGUUGGGCAUGGAGGAACACCAGUCUCUUGACAAAACAAGACAGCUCAUCAAUGAGCUUAGGGCAUGCGCAAUAGCUGCUUCGAGGGAGGAAGUGCUACAGCUGCUUGGAUGCAUCUAUGCUUCGCCAGGGCCCAAGCUGCAAGAACAGACCAGACUUGCCAUGGACCUUUUGGAGUCUGUGCACACUCGAGGCCAUCCGAUCAUUACCAACGAUGUCGUUGUGUCCAUCAUAGAAGGCAUGUCGUGGUCUGGGAAGCCCACUCCAAAAGCCAUUGAACUUCAGAUGAGGCUCGAAGAUCUUAUGGCCCAAGCCAAACUCCCGUAUAUGGGUGAACCACUUCUCCUGAGGCUUAUGGAUGCAUACGCUCGACUAGGGCGAUGGGAUCAGUUCUGGGAGACGUGGCGCCUCCCGCCUCGCUUUGCUCAGCCUAGGUCCGAAGCCCUAUAUCUUCAUACCUUUAGACUAGCUGUAGCUACGAAGGACCCGCGUAUAUGUACCGAAACAAUUCACCGCUGUUUCCAGGAGAUGAUCAUAGAGCACCCACCAAUUGAACUCACAGGGCAAAUUCGCAACGCACUUCUGGACUGUGUCCGCGUGGCAGACCCCAAGGCGGAAGAGCAUGCGGACACAAUCCCAGCUAACGCGAAGGGAUUCGCGCAGAGUUUGGUCGGACGAGAGUUUGUGAAACUAGUAAAGGAGUUGAAGCUAUUGCGCCCCCGUAGGCAGCUAUCAUGA
This is a messenger RNA of Truncatella angustata, 2175 nucleotides long. RefSeq lists its product as uncharacterized. The record is from RefSeq and is a predicted model, not a curated record. The coding region runs from base 1 to 2175 and encodes 724 amino acids. Gene Ontology annotation, biological process: mitochondrial gene expression; mitochondrial proton-transporting ATP synthase complex assembly; mRNA stabilization. Gene Ontology annotation, cellular component: mitochondrion. The transcript has a single exon. Lineage: Eukaryota; Fungi; Ascomycota; Sordariomycetes; Amphisphaeriales; Sporocadaceae.